UCGAAAACCGUAUCGAGAUUUCUCAUUCUCUCUCUGACUUGCGAGGAGGUAGGAGUAGUGUCAGGGCCGAACUUACCCUAUAGGUGUAUUAUCUGUGACAGGCAGGUGUUGUGACAAAUUAGAGCGGAAUUUUAUAAAAAAAGGACUCAUAUUUUAGACAAAAUGGCCUCUGUAACUCAUAAGUGUGUUUACGCGGGAUGUUUUGAAAGAAACGAUGGAACAAAUAAUAAUAUAUCUUUCUUUAAAUUUCCACUGAAAGACGUAGAGCGUACAAAAAUUUGGCAAAAAAACUGCGGGAACAUUGAUAUUUUAUUGAUGGAUAUCACUGACCUUAUACAGAGGGUAAUUUGCCAGCAUCAUUUUGCAGUGGAACAUAUUUACCAAAGUGGCCAAAGAAAGUUAUUAAGGAAAAAUGCUGUUCCUCUAAAAUUUACACAGUUAACAACUGAUUUAGGUGAUAUCCCACCAGUAUGCUCUACAUACGUUUAUUGCGGUACGAAACGUAAAAGAUCUACAAGUGACGAUUGUAUGGUUAGGUCAACUCCAUCGCCUAAGAGAUCAAGUAGUAGUCUCAGUGAUAUUUCCAGUUUUGAAAUUAAUUUGCCCACAAAACUUGAAACUGAAUUGACGGAGAAGGUAAAAAAAUUGAAGUAUCAAGUAAAUGCUUUAAAGAAGAAGUGCCACAAUCGAAAUUGUGAAAUAGCACAAACUGAUAAUUUAGAUUUAACCCACGAAGUAACCAGCGUCGAAAUAUCUGACGAGUCCAUUGAAACCCAAACAGUUCAUGUAGAACAAUCUUUAGACAUGCAAAAGGAAAAUAAUGACAACCAAAUUUUAAGCACGGCACAUUCCAGCAAAUGUAGCAUAACAAAUUUAGAAACGUGUGCUGUUACAUAUGUCGCUGGUUAUAUUUACUAUAAGAUUAUAAAGAACUUGAAUUGUGGUAAUGUAGCUAUCAUCAGGAGGAUCAAGCGACUACUAAUGGAAACGUUCAAGGAAAUUAAUCCUGAAGCACUAAAAAGAGGACUUAAAAUAAGUGAAACAAAAACCAAGUACAUGACCCUCAUAAGAACAUCUGACAAUGAAAAUAAUGCCGCAGUAGACAACUAA
Messenger RNA from Diabrotica virgifera virgifera (western corn rootworm), 1110 nucleotides. RefSeq lists its product as uncharacterized. Lineage: Eukaryota; Metazoa; Arthropoda; Insecta; Coleoptera; Chrysomelidae. The coding region runs from base 163 to 1110 and encodes 315 amino acids. The record is from RefSeq and is a predicted model, not a curated record. Gene Ontology annotation, molecular function: sequence-specific DNA binding. The transcript has 4 exons.